CACGAGUAAAUUUCGUCUCUGAAAGUGCGAUAACAAAAUACUGGCCCUGCCCGGUGCAGCCCUGCUAUCUCCUCUCUCUUUCGCCGUUUGACAGAUUUCCGUUAAGCCAUGGCCGACACACAAGCCAAGUCCGCUGCGCCCAAGGCCGCUAAGGCUCCCAAGGCCGCCAAGGCCCCCAAGGCAGAGAAACCCGCCGCCACCGAGGCUAAGGUCUCCAAGGUGGCCAAGAAGUACAAGCGCCACGGACGCCUCUUCGCCAAGGCUGUCUUCACCGGCUACAAGCGCGGUCUGAGGAACCAGCACGAGAACCAGGCUAUCCUUAAGAUCGAGGGUGCCCGCCGCAAGGAACACGGUGAGUUCUACGUCGGCAAGCGUUGCGUCUACGUCUACAAGGCUGAGACCAAGAAGUGCGUGCCACAGCAUCCCGAGCGCAAGACCCGCGUCCGCGCCGUCUGGGGCAAGGUCACCCGCAUCCACGGUAACACCGGCUCCGUGCGUGCCCGCUUCAACAGGAACCUUCCUGGUCAUGCCAUGGGACACCGCAUCCGUAUCAUGCUGUACCCAUCAAGGAUUUAAGUUAAAAUUUAACUUAAGUUAAUGACCUGCAAGAUUAAAAAAUCCGUUUUAUAAUAAAUGAAACAAUUUAAAUUUAACUUCAAA
Drosophila bipectinata is the source of this 660-nucleotide messenger RNA. It is a transcript of the gene RpL35A, whose product is annotated as ribosomal protein L35A. Gene Ontology annotation, biological process: cytoplasmic translation; ribosomal large subunit biogenesis. The record is from RefSeq and is a predicted model, not a curated record. Gene Ontology annotation, molecular function: structural constituent of ribosome. Gene Ontology annotation, cellular component: cytosolic large ribosomal subunit; ribosome. Lineage: Eukaryota; Metazoa; Arthropoda; Insecta; Diptera; Drosophilidae.